Molecule: messenger RNA, 813 nt
Organism: Tachysurus vachellii
Lineage: Eukaryota; Metazoa; Chordata; Actinopteri; Siluriformes; Bagridae
Gene: scrt1b
Product: scratch family zinc finger 1b
Exons: 2
Coding region: 1-813 (270 amino acids)
Biological process (GO): regulation of DNA-templated transcription
Molecular function (GO): DNA-binding transcription factor activity, RNA polymerase II-specific; RNA polymerase II cis-regulatory region sequence-specific DNA binding
Source: RefSeq, a predicted model, not a curated record
AUGCCAAGGUCUUUCCUGGUGAAGAAGGUAAAGCUAGAUGAUUUCUCAUGCGCAGAGCUGGAGAGCGCUUAUGGCAGGUCAAGAUCUGACCUGAACCUGCGGAUCCACGAAAAAGGUUACAUUAGGGACUACAUUACUCCGGCGGUGUAUGAUGCAGAGACUGAUGGCGCCGUUAAGGUUCCCUCUCCGGAGCCUCUGUAUGAUGGCGCGCACAGUGAUUACCAGGCGGACAGCCCGCGAUCGGACACCACGGGUGGCUCGAUCAACGGCGACACAGCAGUGAGUGGAGGCUACACGGCGCACGCCUUCUUCAUCACGGAUGGCCGCUCACGGCGCAGGGCGGCCGGAGGAGCGCGCAGUCCGCCUCGCCACACGUGCACUGAGUGCGGCAAGUCAUACGCCACGUCAUCAAACCUGAGUCGCCACAAGCAGACGCACCGCAGCCUGGACAGCAAGAUGGCAAAGAAGUGCCCGACCUGCGGCAAGGUGUAUGUGUCCAUGCCGGCAAUGGCUAUGCACGUCCUCACGCACGAUCUACGGCACAAGUGCGAUGUUUGUGGCAAAGCGUUCAGCCGUCCUUGGCUGCUGCAGGGCCACAUGCGUUCUCAUACGGGAGAGAAGCCUUUCGGCUGCGCGCACUGCGGGAAGGCGUUCGCCGACCGCUCCAACCUGCGCGCGCACAUGCAGACUCACUCGGCCUUUAAACACUUCAAGUGUGCGCGCUGCAGCAAGACGUUCGCGCUCAAGUCGUAUCUGAACAAACACUACGAGUCGGCGUGCUUCAAGGGCGCACUCUCGCCGAUUCAAGCGUGA